UUUAAAAUGUCGGAUUGAUGGAGUAAAAACCUAACUUUUCUGCGUUCGAAAGUGUCUUCUGCAUAAUUGAAAAAAGUUGCUCCUCGGCCCAGAUCCUGCGUGUCACCGUUCUCCACUUCGCUGGUCUCUCAAGUCAGACCGUGUUUCCUUCAUUUCCGAGGUAGAUAGAUAUUUCGGCUCCACACACUAUCUCUUUCUCGGUAGAGACUUUGAUCCUCGGUGCUGUGACGAGUAGGAAUGGCGGCCGGUGGCGAUAAGAUUGACUACGUUUUCAAGGUGGUGUUAAUCGGGGACUCGGCGGUCGGGAAGUCUCAAAUCCUAGCUCGGUUUGCUAGAAACGAGUUCAGCCUCGACUCCAAGGCCACCAUAGGGGUCGAGUUCCAGACGCGGACCCUUGUCAUCCAGCACAAGAGCGUCAAGGCUCAGAUCUGGGAUACUGCCGGUCAGGAAAGGUAUAGAGCAGUGACAAGCGCAUACUACCGAGGUGCUGUCGGUGCUCUGCUGGUCUACGACAUUACCAAACGCCAGAGCUUUGAUCACAUACCACGAUGGUUGGAGGAGCUACGGAGCCAUGCUGACAAAAACAUUGUUAUCAUGCUUGUCGGCAACAAAUCCGACCUGGAGGAUCAGAGGGCCGUGUCAACCGAGGAUGCUAAGGACUUUGCUCAGAAGGAAGGCCUCUUCUUCUUAGAGACUUCAGCCCUGGAAGCCACCAAUGUUGAGGCUGCUUUCAUGACUGUUCUUACCGAGAUAUUCGGCAUUGUCAGCAAGCGAAACCUGACUGCUGAUGGGCAAUCAAACGGUGGUGCUGCUCCGCCGUUAGCGGGGAAGAAAAUUGCCGUCACUGGUCCUGCGCAGGUGAUUCCCAAGAGCAGGACUUGCUGCCAGUCUUCCUGAUUCUAUCACUGAGUAUGUCAUCCGCUUCAGUAUACAUCUGUGUUUUAUUUAAGCCAUAUUUUGAUUGUAUUUUUCUUUACUUAAAUAUUUAGUUUUGUCAGAGUUUAAGGCUUAAAGCAAUAUCUACCUGACUUCUGGAAGAUAUAGUAAUUGGUUGUCUAUUGAUCUGUACAAUACACCUUUUUCGCUGCCAUUUGUGUUGGCGUUCAUUGUUUUGGUGUCUCUGCAUUUAUUUAUGUAAUUGGUAUCAUAUUUAUGUGAGCUAGAAUUUUUAUUUA
Phalaenopsis equestris is the source of this 1175-nucleotide messenger RNA. Its product is annotated as ras-related protein Rab11D-like. The record is from RefSeq and is a predicted model, not a curated record. The coding region runs from base 238 to 897 and encodes 219 amino acids. Lineage: Eukaryota; Viridiplantae; Streptophyta; Magnoliopsida; Asparagales; Orchidaceae. Gene Ontology annotation, cellular component: endosome. The transcript has 2 exons. Gene Ontology annotation, molecular function: GTPase activity; GTP binding.